Molecule: messenger RNA, 1406 nt
Organism: Dothidotthia symphoricarpi CBS 119687
Lineage: Eukaryota; Fungi; Ascomycota; Dothideomycetes; Pleosporales; Dothidotthiaceae
Product: S-adenosyl-L-methionine-dependent methyltransferase
Exons: 2
Coding region: 1-1026 (341 amino acids)
Biological process (GO): methylation
Cellular component (GO): mitochondrion
Molecular function (GO): nucleic acid binding; methyltransferase activity
Source: RefSeq, a predicted model, not a curated record
AUGACUGACACCACAACAGCAUACCAGGCACUUACAAAACACUUGGCCAAAGCAGGAUACCAUUUUGUCUGUCCCUCUCCAGAGACCCAAGCCAGAGUGGUGCAGAAGAGAAGUUUGGCUGCAUACAAAUACGCUAAUAAUGGGGAGGAAUUCUUCGGCUGGAAUUUGCCAUGUGCUAGGCAGACGCUGGGAUUGAUGAUACCCGAUGUCAUUUUCGAAAGCUUACUCAAAGCCUCCAUCAUCGAAACUAGCGACAACGUUCAUUACCGGUCUAAAGUUCGAAUCUCCAACUUCUAUCUACCCGCCGUUCCGAGUCUAGACCUCGACCUUGGGGCUGCACCACUCUACUAUGUCCACUCUGCUUUUCCGGCAUCAUCAGAUUCGGUGUUCUUCGGGCCCGAUACGUAUCUUUUCAUCGCCUUCCUACGUGGCAUGACGCGUCACCUACUAGACCCACCCAAGUCUAUAAUAGAUGUGUGUUGCGGUUCAGGAGCGGGUGCAAUACACAUGGCAAGAACAUAUCCGCACGCACAGACGUACGGUAUGGAUUUGAAUCCACGUGCGCUGAGGCUGGGCAGUGUGAACGCAAGUUUGGCGGGUGUCAGUGUCGACUUUCAAGAGUCAAACCUCUACGCUGCUGUAUCACAUAGGCUCAAGUCCUCCGGUGUUGACCUCAUUGUUAGCAACCCGCCCUACAUUGCCUCAAGUUCGGAUGGUGAAGACCUACCUAUAUACGCAGAUGGUGGUGCCGCAUGUGGACUUGACAUAUCCAGGAGAAUAGUGGAAGAAGGAAUGGAGAUCUUGUCUCCAAGCGGCAUCCUUGUACUCUACACUGGAGUCGCGAUAGCGGCUUCAUGCCCUGGUUAUGACACAUUCUUGGCAACACUCAAAAGCAUGGACAACGUAGACAUAGUAGAGUACACGGUAUUGCAUCCAGACAUGUGGUCGGAAGAGAUUGGCCAAGGUGCGUAUGCGGAUAUUGGCAGAAUACAAGUUGUGGGAGCUGUGUUGAGAGCGAAGCGUUGAAGCAGGAGAAUACCACAACUUGGGCGUUUCGGAAUCGUGGAAGGCCCUCCAAGGGUUAUUAAAACGCCUUAAAGAUAGUUUGCAUGAACUUUUCUUCGAUUGAUCAGAAAGCUAUCUCGCCAAAGAUAUAAUCAUAGAUUUCUCAAGAUUUAUUUGCAUGAGUGGCUCCGCCAAAAGGCUGAAACGUCAGCCAGAAAUCCCAUCUUGUAGUCCUUAGGUCUGUGACCUGUAACUUCGGAUUGUAAGGUCGGCUUUGAGAACCUGAGUCCCAGGAAACGGAGAAUUGUGUAAAUAGAAUGCAGAUAGAGAAACCCUUACGACGGUAGCAUGUAAAAGCUCAAGACAACAAGAAGUAAAUUGUAUAGUGCAACAAUCUGGAC